AUGGCUGAUGAGCAGGAGAUCAUGUGCAAGCUCGAAAGCAUCAAGGAGAUCCGAAAUAAAACACUGCAGAUGGAAAAGAUCAAAGCUCGCUUGAAGGCAGAAUUUGACGCUCUGGAAUCCGAGGAGAGGCACCUGAAGGAGUACAAACAGGAGAUGGAUCUCUUGCUGCAGGAAAAGAUGGCCCAUGUGGAGGAACUGAGACUCAUCCAUGCCGACAUCAACGUUAUGGAGAACACAAUCAAACAGUCCGAGAAUGACCUGAACAAGCUCCUGGAGUCAACACGCCGCCUCCAUGAGGAAUACAAGCCUCUCAAGGAACAUGUGGAUGCUCUCAGGAUGACCCUGGGCUUGCAGAGGUUGCCCGAUUUGUGUGAAGAGGAAGAAAAACUUUCUCUUGAUUACUUUGAAAAGCAGAAAGCCGAAUGGCAGACGGAGCCACAGGAACCUCCAAUCCCAGAAUCCUUGGCUGCAGCGGCAGCAGCUGCACAACAGCUGCAGGUGGCCCGGAAACAGGACACAAGGCAGACAGCCACUUUCAGACAACAACCACCUCCUAUGAAGGCAUGCCUCUCCUGCCACCAACAGAUCCACCGGAAUGCCCCCAUCUGUCCUCUCUGCAAAGCCAAAAGCCGGUCUCGUAAUCCGAAGAAGCCCAAGAGGAAGCAAGACGAAUGA
Protobothrops mucrosquamatus (brown spotted pit viper) is the source of this 675-nucleotide messenger RNA. It is a transcript of the gene ZC4H2, whose product is annotated as zinc finger C4H2-type containing. The transcript has 5 exons. The coding region runs from base 1 to 675 and encodes 224 amino acids. Gene Ontology annotation, biological process: positive regulation of neuron differentiation. Lineage: Eukaryota; Metazoa; Chordata; Lepidosauria; Squamata; Viperidae. The record is from RefSeq and is a predicted model, not a curated record. Gene Ontology annotation, cellular component: nucleus.